This is a messenger RNA of Aspergillus glaucus CBS 516.65, 2265 nucleotides long. Its product is annotated as putative Patatin family phospholipase. The transcript is spliced from 3 exons. The record is from RefSeq and is a predicted model, not a curated record. Bases 1 to 2265 code for a protein of 754 amino acids. Gene Ontology annotation, molecular function: triacylglycerol lipase activity. Lineage: Eukaryota; Fungi; Ascomycota; Eurotiomycetes; Eurotiales; Aspergillaceae. Gene Ontology annotation, biological process: lipid metabolic process.
AUGUCAUACCUUCGUGACCCCGGGGUAGGCUGUUCGGAACGCCAUAGAAACGACAAGGACUCUCUCGCAUGCUCAGGACCAUCCGUCAGCAGUCGUCUUGGAUCAAGCUCGAAUCUGUUAUUGUCGUCGAUUAUAAUAAAUCCGCUGGGAUGGGUUGAGGAUAGCUUCAACGCAUAUCGAGAUGGCCUCUCAAAAGAAGAACGGAAGGACCGAAUGGACCGGGAAAAUCGCAAGCAGGUGAUAUACCUGAAGAUGCGCAAUGCUAUGUCGUACGACGAAUGGAGAGAUUGCGCCUACGAACUAGACGAGCUGGAGGACCAUAACGCUUGGAAGAAGACCUUUGAAUGCUCCGAUUACAACCCCGAUCAGGUUCAAGAACGGUUGAACCAGCUUGAAGACGCCCGGAUCAGUUGCGAUGUGGGCCGAAUGUUGUUUCUGAUUCGCACCUCGUUGAACCGUGACUUGGGUGGCAUGAGCAACGCCUCUCUAUACAGACACUCGCACGUUGGUACCAAGGAUUUGAUCGACCGGUACAUUACCACUACUGUCGACACGAUAGAUGCUUUGGUGAAUCUUUCGGAACAGAACCGUGACGAAGCGGAACUCAAAUACAUACUCGACCAGCUACUGGCGACAAGGCAGGCCUUUGGCAGAAGUGCCUUGCUUUUCUCGGGUGGAGCUACCUUUGGAAUGAACCAUAUUGGGGUACUCAAGGUCCUGUGGGAGAAGAACUUGCUACCACGCAUUAUUUCGGGAGCGUCAGCUGGGAGUAUUAUCUGCGCUGUGUUCUGCACACGUACGGAUGAUGAGCUACCAAUCCUCUUGGAUACAUAUGCGUACGGUGACUUCAACGUGUUCAACGAGCAAGCAAAUGAAGAGAAUAUCUUGCAGAAGACGGCACGGUUCUUGAAAUACGGCUCGUUUUUGGACAUCUCCCAUUUGGCCAAGGUCAUGAGAAACUGGCUAGGGGAUAUUACAUUCCAAGAGGCUUACAACAGGACACGGAGAAUACUUAAUAUUUGCGUCUCUAGCGCCGGGGUCUACGAACUGCCACGAUUGAUGAACUAUUUAACUGCGCCUAAUGUGCUCAUUUGGUCGGCUGUGGCUGUAUCCUGUUCCGUUCCUCUUGUCUUUAGACCGUUUGUUCUCAUGGCCAAGGAUCCCAUUACCGAAGAACCUGUGCCUUGGAAUGAUCUUCACAAACAAUAUAUUGACGGCUCUGUGGACGGCGAUUUGCCCAUGACCCGCUUGUCGGAGACAUUCAAUGUCAACCACUUUAUCGUGUCGCAAGUAAAUCCACAUGUGGUCCCUUUUCUUCCCAAGGAUGAGGGGCCUAAUGAUUAUACGGGCCCCGACUCGAAAUCGUCCCCUGGAUGGUUGCAUACCAUAACAAACCUUGCCAAAGAGGAGGUUCUUCAUCGCAUGGCUGUCUUGUCGGACUUGGGCGUGUUUCCCACUUCGUUGACCAAGAUCGCCUCCAUCAUGAACCAAAAGUAUUUUGGCGACAUCACCAUAUACCCGGAAAUACAGUACUCAGACAUCCGGCGAGCGCUCACUAACCCGACAACCGAAUUCAUGCUCCAGUCAUGCAUAAAUGGGGAGCGAGCGGCCUGGCCCAAAAUGGGGCGCGUCAGGAACCACGUUGCGAUUGAACUGGCCCUCGAUUCAGCAGUCCAGAAGAUGCGCGCAAGGGUCGCACUAAGCAAUAACCCUCUCGACAUGAGGAAGCUUACCCGGCAUUCAACAGAUCCCUUUGAUAGUAGCGGAGACCACGGAAACGUACACCACCACCCAAGGCGAAACUCCUUUAGCCACGAAGUCGAACCGACCAAGCGAGUCCGAUGCAAUUCGUCGAGUCGUCGGUUGAAGAGGUCCCAAAGUGUUGUGUCUUUCGAACAACCCGUUCGUGCCCGGACCACUCAUUCGGAAUCUGCCAUACAAGAUUGGGACGACAUUCACGAGACUACUCUAGCAAGAUCUGGUGAUGGUCCAUCUAUAUCGCGAACUAGCAGCAGGCGACCUAAUCCUCCAAGCCGUCGCGCGUCUUGGGGGGCAUUAUCCGGCACUGCGUCUGUUAGCUCCAGCCAGCAUAUUCGACCUCGCUCUCGACGAUCUUCUAGCAGCUCUUCUUCAUGGCAAUCCGUUCACUCAGAUGAACCCACAUCCUCACAGGCACAUUCAUGGCCUAAUCCUAUGUCACCUCUACGCGGCCUGCUGAAAAUGACACCCAAGACCAGCGACGGCUACUUCGAUUCGUUGCGGUAG